AUGGUAGCAACUCCGAGAUGGAAUUAUAACAGAGACAUUCCACCUAAUUUAUAUAGAGAAGACAAGAAACUGGAUACUGAGAGAAGAGACGAGACAAGACAGAAAAGCAUGAAUAAAUGGUCCAUAAUUCUUCGAAGAAAUCUCACUACAACCCCUACAAAGCAACUCCGACCCUUUAAUGAACUCUUCCCUUCUAAGCGAUUCAUCAAUAAGAUAUUAUUCGAAAUAGACAGUGAUAAGACCUACCAUGAAUUACUACCCAAAUUCACGAAACUGUAUCAAAAUACUAGCUACUCUCUGAGGCCUCUGUAUGAUUUUCAGGAUUCACAUGAGUUGAUGUUGAUGAAUAAGAUUCUGAGGCAAAUUUCAAAGCGCCAACGGAUGACUAAUGAGUCGUUUAUAAAGAUGGAGAAUUUACUCCUAGAAAGGGCAGCUGAAUUGGGUGACAAUGACGCUAUAUCGAUGUUAUGUUUCAAUAUAUUGAAGGAUAAUGCUUCUGGUGAGAAUGAUGGCGACGUUAAGAAUGCGAAGAAGUUGGUUAAGGAAUUGUUGGAGAUUGAGCAUCCUUUGACUUUGAAAAAUGUUGGCGAUUUAUGCGUUGUUAGACAUGAUAAUAAUGAAGCUAAACGUUAUUAUAACAAAUUUUUACAAACUGUAUUGCAUGGGAAUGAUGAUAAUAACAGUAAUGUGUUGUUGAUUGGUCAAGUUUAUGAGAAAUUGGGGGAAAUUGAAUAUCAAGAAGGGAAUUUUUUAAAAGCUGAAGAAUAUUGGUUAAAAUGCAUUAAAAUUUGCAAAUUGGAAGAUUGUAAUAAAUCAUAUUUUUAUUUGGGUAAGAUUUAUUUAAAUUCUGAACCUUUGAAGUCUAAAGUGUUAUUUGAAAACUGUGCUACGCAAGGUUUUAAAGAAGCGUUUAAAGAAUUAGGGUUUUUAGAGAUGAAUUAUUUUAAAAAUUAUGAUAAAGCUAUUGAAUGGUUUAAAUUAGGUAUGGAAUUGUUUGAUAUUCAAUGCUUUUUUGGAUUUUUCCAAUCUUGUUAUCACUUAAAGAAAUGGGGGGCCUGUUCUAAUUGUUUGAAAAGUUUGAAACGAUUUGAAAGUGUCAAUAAAAGUUAUAAGGAUUUAAUUGAUCAAUUUCUUAUUCAAACAAAAUAA
Naumovozyma dairenensis CBS 421 is the source of this 1149-nucleotide messenger RNA. RefSeq names its product Mss2p (gene MSS2). Bases 1 to 1149 code for a protein of 382 amino acids. Gene Ontology annotation, molecular function: protein binding. The transcript has a single exon. The record is from RefSeq and is a predicted model, not a curated record. NCBI's taxonomy places the organism in Eukaryota, Fungi, Ascomycota, Saccharomycetes, Saccharomycetales, Saccharomycetaceae.